CCACAGCAACUCUUGAUCAUGAUGUUUCUUGCUGCGGUUCUACUCUCUUCUCUCUCUCUUGCUCUAUCCCUGGACUCAAGACCAAAGGAUAUUUAUUUCUCUUACAUAACUACAGCCACUGGGCCCUUCCUUAGCUCUGGUGCUCUACCAAUCAUUGACUAUGCACUGGAUGAAAUUAACAAGAAUGAAGACAUUCUUACCAACUAUACACUCUCUUAUGGUGAAGUAAUGGACUCCAAGUGUCAAUGGAAGAGAUCUGUUGAUGUUUUUAUGGAUCAGUUUCUGAAUAAAUCAAAGUUCACUUAUUUAUCAUUGAUUGGCUGUGGAUGCAACAUAGCUACUCAGCCAGUAGCUGACAUCAGUCACUAUUGGAGUAUACCUCAAAUUGAGUUUGCAUCUUCCUCAAGCAGUUUGUGUCAUCAGACUGUGUGUAAGAGCUUCUUCCAAUCAGUGGGGUCAUUCCAGUUCAUUGCUUCAUCUUUAGUUAGUCUAGCAGUAGAAAUGGAGUGGAGGCAGUUUGCAGUUUUAACUGAAGACAAUGUCUACUUUACUGUAAUAACACAACAAUUGAAUGAACUGUUUACCAAUAAUGAAAUUAACAUUGAUUCAUCAAUAUUGCUCACAAAUAAUAAUAAUAACAAUUACAGGAACUUCUUUAAUUGGACAAAUGGAGCUGUUCAAAGACUAAUAUUCAUCAAUACAUACAGUCCAUUAGCUUAUCAAAUACUAUGUGAGGGUUACAAGAAUAAGAUGCUCUAUCCAGAGUAUGUGUGGAUUACAUAUGAUAAUUAUCAUGAUGACUGGUGGGCGGUGAACACUAAAUGUGACCCAUCAGAAAUGAAGAAUAUGAUCAAUGGGAGCCUGAGUAUAAUACCUGAGGAUUAUUAUCCACUGCUCAAUGAAUCAUACAAUCAAACUAUUAGUGGCCUAUCUCCUGCAUUAUUCCAUAGUGCAUAUGCUAAUAUUAGCCAACAAGGCUACACUCAUCAACCAGUGACUAGCCUCUCUGGAUCAGCUUAUGACACUCUCUGGCUAUUGGCCCUAGGACUGAAUGAGGCAGCACUGAGAACAGCUAGUGGUGAUGAUACUGGAUGCACAUCAGUGAGUGGCUCACUGGUUCCAUUGGAAAGGUUCAGCUAUCAGAAUAAGAAGAUGGGCUGUGUCCUACAGGAGAGCAUUGCUCAAGUGACUUUCAAUGGAAUAACAGGUCCUUUUGAAUUCAAUGAAGACAGAGGCAGAGACACUAAUAGCAUAAUUACAUUUCAGUAUAGAAUAAACUACAAUGGAGAGCUGGUGAAGGUACCAGUUAUAAGAACGAGUCACGAUGACAUCACUAAUAGCAGUAACAUUAACUUUAUACAAAGUGUUUACAGAAUAUGGGGACGUAUUCCUUAUGAUGGGUAUCCAACUGAGAGAAUUGUUGUACUUGCACCAGCUCUGAGAAUACUCUUUAGCGUUUUGACCUUUUUUGGAAUUAUUUUUGCUGGUGGAUGCUUGUUCAUUAACACUUGCUGCAGAAAGGAAAAGGUCACUAAACUGUCCAAUGUUAAAAUAAAUGUAGUCCUUCUCUUUGGCUGCACUGUGCUAUACUCCACUGGCCCACUGUACACUAGCUCAUUCAGUGGCUUCAAUGAAACACUGCAACAAUCAGUUCUAUGCAAUUUCAGAGUUUGGGUUUUUUCUAUCGGGUACAUGCUCUCAUUCACAGUUAUAAUGGCCAAAGCUUGGAGGGUAUAUUACACUUUUAACAAUGAAAAUAAAAAUGUUAAAGAUUGGAUGCUGUAUCUCAUAAUACUGAUACUAUCAAUAAUUGAUGUCUUUAUUAUAUUUGUUGAAGCAGUUAAUCCUCAAACUAGAAUUAAUGCUAAAAUACUUUAUGAUGGACAAAUAAUCACUGAGAACAGCACAGUAGUGAAGGAAUAUUACUUUGAAUGUACAAGGAACAAGAUUAUAGUGGCCACAUCAUUGAGCUACAGAUCAUUCCUUCAGUUGAUGUGUAUCUUCUUUGUUUAUCACACAAGAAGAGUUGAAGUCUCAGCACUCAACGAAGCCAAACAAACCUCAGUCAUUAUAUAUACCAACAGUAUCUUCAUGGUACUCUAUGGAGUGAUUCAAUUUACACUUGAUCAUGAGAUAAAUUCAGUUUUGAUACCAGUAACACUAAUACUCCAACCAACACUGUUUCUAGCAAUGAUAUUCAUACCCCUGUUGCUAUUAAUAUACAUUGGGGAUCGUUAUUUUGCUAAAAGUGAGACUGAAGGACAUUCAAACAAUAUCAGUUCAAAUGAUGAGGAAAAUACACAAAUGAAUAAAAAGGAAACGACAGCAAAACUACAAGCAAGAAUCAAAGAAUUGGAAAAUGAAGUAACUGAAAUGUCAAUGACAAUGAGACGAGUCAGUGUACUUAAUCCUAUUAACUUCGACUCCAUCACUGAGGAGCAAAGCUACGUUGAAAUCAUUUACAACAAUUAAUUGAUCAUCAAUUAGUUUGGAACAUCAAACAGCCAAUAUUAGUUUUGUUAUUUUAAUUAACAUGUAUCAAUGUUGAAAUAACCAGAA
Amphimedon queenslandica is the source of this 2559-nucleotide messenger RNA. RefSeq names its product gamma-aminobutyric acid type B receptor subunit 2-like. The transcript has 16 exons. Gene Ontology annotation, molecular function: G protein-coupled GABA receptor activity. Gene Ontology annotation, biological process: gamma-aminobutyric acid signaling pathway; G protein-coupled receptor signaling pathway. Bases 19 to 2472 code for a protein of 817 amino acids. The record is from RefSeq and is a predicted model, not a curated record. Lineage: Eukaryota; Metazoa; Porifera; Demospongiae; Haplosclerida; Niphatidae. Gene Ontology annotation, cellular component: G protein-coupled receptor heterodimeric complex; membrane.